AUGACCGCUCAUGGCGACAAGAAAGCGGCGUACCCGUCCCCCAGCCAAGAACACACUAUCGAACCAAAAGCCGAACGGUUCCAAAACGAAAAUCCAAGCAAAACACCGAAGCCUGCACCUCGAGUACCGCAGCUGAAAGCUCCCCAUGUUGAACAAAUCACAAGUUCCUGCCAAAUGUAUCCACUCCUCCACCCGGCCAUCGCAAAUGCACUAGCCGAACACCAGAGAUUCCAUUUCCACAACAUAAACAGCGAAAAGGGAUUCAUCAACUACUACUCAACCAACAUUACCGGCAAGAUUACGUGUGUAAACAAGUUAUGCACCCGAGGUACCUGGGGCACCGGCAGAGUCGCAAUAAGGAUCAGGAAAUAUCCAAACGAUCGGUACAACGCCGCAGUGUAUAACCAAGGGUGUCAAAAGUGCAAGAAACUGGGAAGAUUGUUCGUAGAUGAGCAAACAUAUAUUGAGCGGGUUUCGUAUAGAUUGAAGAAGUGGACGGGUGUUGAUGAGGAACCUCCGGAGUAUAGGGAGAAAGGGACGCCGCCACAUAGAGAGGAUCUUUGCGAAGGUUGUAAGGCGGGGAUUUGUAUGAAGGGGGUGAAGAGGAACUACUGGGAAGAUUUGGAUGGCUUUUGA
Pyrenophora tritici-repentis Pt-1C-BFP is the source of this 636-nucleotide messenger RNA. Lineage: Eukaryota; Fungi; Ascomycota; Dothideomycetes; Pleosporales; Pleosporaceae. The record is from RefSeq and is a predicted model, not a curated record.